AUGUUUGCCGCCCACAAUGAAGAUCGUGUGCCUAAAAUGAGUACCGAUUUGCACUUGCGCCACGAUUUAGGGUACUUCGAAGAUAUUUGUAGCGAAGUGGAUAUUUACUGGAUAAGUUGUGAGAACAUCUCAGCUCUCAGGUGGACUGGAAGUUGCGAUGUGUGGAAGAUGGCUGGGAAUAACGAGGAGAAAAAGGUGAUGUACGAUGAAGACUGGCGCGUCGGUCUGGAUAGAAGAGUUGCCGGUGUCAUUGAGGAAGCUGAUUAG
Molecule: messenger RNA, 267 nt
Organism: Gongylonema pulchrum
Lineage: Eukaryota; Metazoa; Nematoda; Chromadorea; Rhabditida; Gongylonematidae
Source: the annotation of a GenBank genome assembly